GCGGGAAGUAUCGCGGGAAGAGGGAAGAGCGAGGGAGCGCAGCGCUUAGAAGUCACUAUGGUGACGGGGAGGUCAGGAGGCUUCUUGGUUACAGGUCCCAGCUCUGUGAUAGCCAUCGCCAUCGCUUUCCUGGAACUUGAGUGACUAUAAUCAAGUGACAUUUUAAAAUUUGCUGGAAGUGGAGACAUGAGACUGAAGAUAUCUCUCUUAAAAGAACCAAAACAUCAAGAAUUAGUAAGCUGUGUGGGCUGGACCACUGCUGAAGAACUGUAUUCAUGCAGUGAUGAUCACCAGAUAGUGAAGUGGAACUUGCUGACCGGCGAGACAAGUCAGAUAGUAAAGCUUCCUGAUGAUAUUUACCCGAUUGAUCUUCACUGGUUUCCAAAAAGUGUCGGCAUAAAGAAACAGACUCAAGCAGAAAGCUUUGUCCUCACAAGUUCAGAUGGUAAAUUCCAUCUAAUUUCCAAGUUAGGAAGAGUGGAAAAAAGUGUAGAGGCUCACUGUGGAGCAGUACUUGCAGGGAGAUGGAAUUACGAGGGAACAGCAUUAGUUACAGUUGGAGAAGAUGGGCAAAUAAAAAUUUGGUCAAAGACUGGGAUGCUUAGAUCAACUUUAGCUCAGCAAGGAAUGCCAGUGUAUUCAGUAGUGUGGGGUCCUGAUUCAGAAAAGGUUCUUUACACAGCAGGAAAGCAGCUAAUCAUUAAACCUCUUCAACCAAAUGCUAAAGUUUUACAGUGGAAAGCCCACGAUGGUAUUAUUUUAAAAGUAGAUUGGAACUCAGUCAAUGAUCUUAUUUUAUCUGCUGGUGAAGAUUGUAAAUAUAAGGUGUGGGAUAGUUAUGGCCGCUCACUAUACAAUUCACAACCUCACGAACAUCCUAUUACCUCAGUUGCCUGGGCUCCAGAUGGGGAAUUAUUUGCUGUUGGAUCGUUUCAUACUUUACGCUUAUGUGAUAAAACCGGGUGGUCAUAUGCUUUAGAGAAACCCAACACUGGCAGCAUAUUUAACAUCGCGUGGUCAAUUGAUGGCACUCAGAUCGCUGGAGCCUGUGGAAAUGGACAUGUGGUCUUUGCACAUGUGGUGGAGCAACGGUGGGAGUGGAAGAAUUUUGAAGUCACAUUAAUUAAAAGAAGGACCAUGCAGGUUCGUAAUGUUCUUAAUGAUGCAGUGGACUUACUGGAAUUCCGUGAUAGAGUCAUUAAAGCAUCUUUGAACUAUGCACACUUAGUUGUUUCAACAUCUCUUCAGUGUUAUGUGUUCUCUACAAAGAACUGGAAUACACCACUUAUAUUUGAUCUCAAAGAAGGAACUGUUAGUUUAAUUCUACAGGCAGAGAGACACUUUCUUCUUGUAGAUGGUGGUGGUGUCUAUUUAUAUUCAUAUGAAGGACGCUUUAUUUCUUCUCCAAAAUUUCCUGGAAUGAGAACAGAUAUUCUGAAUGCACAGACUGUGUCUCUGAGUAAUGAUACUAUAGCAAUAAAAGACAAAGCUGAUGAAAAAGUGAUCUUCCUGUUUGAAGCCUCAACUGGAAAACCAUUAGGUGAUGGGAAGCUCCUUUCUCAUAAGAAUGAAAUCUUGGAACUUGCUCUGGAUCAAAAAGGACUUACCAAUGACAGAAAAAUUGCAUUCAUUGAUAAAAACAGAGAUCUCUAUAUCACCUCAGUGAAAAGGUUUGGGAAGGAAGAACAAAUUAUCAAACUUGGAACAAUGGUGCAUACUUUGGCAUGGAGUGAUACAUGCAAUAUCCUUUGUGGACUUCAAGAUACUCGAUUUACUGUGUGGUAUUACCCCAAUACAGUUUAUGUGGACAGAGACAUUUUGCCUAAAACAUUAUAUGAAAAGGAUGCAAGUGAAUUUAGUAAAAACCCCCAUAUUGUGAGUUUUGUUGGAAAUCAGGUGACUAUAAGACGAGCCGAUGGCUCCCUGGUUCACAUCAGCAUAUCACCAUAUCCUGCUAUUCUCCACGAGUACGUCAGCAGUUCAAAAUGGGAAGAUGCUGUAAGACUUUGUCGCUUCGUUAAGGAGCAGACCAUGUGGGCUUGCCUGGCUGCGAUGGCAGUCGCUAAUCGAGAUAUGACUACUGCAGAAAUUGCCUACGCAGCAAUUGGCGAAAUCGAUAAGGUUCAAUACAUCAGUUCGAUAAAAGAUCUUCCAUCUAAAGAAUCAAAAAUGGCCCAUAUACUAAUGUUUAGUGGGAACAUCCAGGAGGCUGAAAUAGUACUUCUUCAGGCUGGCCUUGUUUAUCAGGCAAUUCAGAUCAAUAUUAAUCUCUACAAUUGGGAAAGGGCACUGGAAUUGGCUGUAAAAUACAAAACACAUGUUGAUACAGUUCUUGCCUACCGUCAAAAGUUUUUGGAGACAUUUGGUAAACAGGAAACUAAUAAACGAUACUUGCAGUAUGCAGACGGUCUCCAUAUAGACUGGGAGAAAAUUAAAGCCAAAAUUGAAAUGGAAAUUACCAAAGAAAAAGAGCGGUCAUCAAGCAGCCAGUCCAGCAAGAGUCUGGGUCUAAAGCACUGAACUCCAGGCCUACCUUUAAGUUUUAUCCUUUGAAACUAAUUCUGACUGAGCAAGGGUAAGCAUGUUUUGGUUGCUAAAGAAGCAGGCAUAAUUUUUAAGUAAUUAUAAGCACUUAUGGUGUAUUUAAUACUGAAAGUACAUUCAGAAAGAUUAAGCAAAAAAAAAUGACAUGACUCCAUCUUUUAUAUUUUCCUAGUCCAGUAAUUAGCAAAAUCUUUUCAAAUACUUAGGAUACACAUGUUAGGUGUCAGUUGCAUUCCAGGUUUUUGUUUUUUAUUACUGAAUCUUCGGCAUGAACAAAUAUUAAUGCUGAUAAUAAAACAUUGCACUCUUUCAAAGGUAUGUUAUUGCUAAUUUCUAUUUGAUCUCUAAAUUGUAAAGUGCCUCCAAGAGUUUAUUUAUACAAGGUAAAAACAGGAUGGAUUUGUGAAAAUGUGUAAGAAUGCAGAUCCACAUGCAUCAGAGGUCAUAGAAACAUUAUUCAAUUAAUAAAAGGUGAAAACAACUCAAAUGUCUAUUGAAAAGUGAAUGUUAUGUAUACAUAAAAUAGAAUAUUAUCAGCCUUAAAAGGAAUGAAAUUCUGAUCCAUGCACAGUGUGAAUGAAA
Molecule: messenger RNA, 3126 nt
Organism: Tupaia belangeri chinensis (Chinese tree shrew)
Lineage: Eukaryota; Metazoa; Chordata; Mammalia; Scandentia; Tupaiidae
Gene: IFT80
Product: intraflagellar transport 80
Exons: 20
Coding region: 187-2520 (777 amino acids)
Biological process (GO): cilium assembly
Cellular component (GO): centrosome; intraciliary transport particle B; cilium
Molecular function (GO): protein binding
Source: RefSeq, a predicted model, not a curated record